Molecule: messenger RNA, 9776 nt
Organism: Hemibagrus wyckioides
Lineage: Eukaryota; Metazoa; Chordata; Actinopteri; Siluriformes; Bagridae
Gene: svilb
Product: supervillin b
Exons: 40
Coding region: 502-9033 (2843 amino acids)
Biological process (GO): actin filament severing; barbed-end actin filament capping; cytoskeleton organization
Cellular component (GO): cytoplasm; actin cytoskeleton
Molecular function (GO): actin filament binding; phosphatidylinositol-4,5-bisphosphate binding
Source: RefSeq, a predicted model, not a curated record
ACUGUCUCUGUCUCUUCGUAGUAGUUUGAUGUGUCAUUCUGGAACGCCAGUGCUGUUAGCUGAGAGAGAAAUUCAGAAACUUUUCACCUGCAGUUUUUCCCACCUGACAAUCUGACGAAUUUUACUGUGGAAUAUUUCUGAAGAUCCCCUGGAAUAUUUUCCUGUACAGACUCUUACAGUUGUCUUCUUAACAUUCCUAGUUAUCAAUCACUGUACUCUCUGUGUAAUGAUGUAAAUGAUGCGUGUCUCUGCGUGAAGAGUGGUCACCUUGGAAUUUACACCAGAGCCCAUAGGUGAAACACAGGACUUGGUGGUGAAUCAGGAACUAAACUCUGCAACAGUACACUACAGAAGGAAGCACCAAGCGUUACAAAAGACCUUUCCAGUGAAUAUAAAAACACGCACACAGUCACAGAUAUCGACGACAAAAUUCUUGCUGUGCUUCCCAAAGUUUCAGAGUUACGAAAGCAUUUUGAAACUGAUAUCACGAGUGAUACUAAAAUGAAAAGAAAAGAGAGAAUUGCGCGAAGACUGGAGGGUAUAGAGACAGAUGUACCAUCUGCCUUGGCUACGAGUAUGCAAUACACACCUGGCAUGGUGACCAAUCGGCUACUGGAGGAAGACACGCCACGGUAUACACGUGCUUCAGACUCUAAUGAGCCAGUGAGGCACUACAGUUGUGAUGAGAUGGACAAUACAGAGAGGCAAUCAAGGGCUCAAACGCAGCCCAGUGCACAAAUUCCUGUGCAUCCUGUUCAGGAUUCUAACCCUGAAAGCCUCAGCUCCAAAGCAGAACGAAUAGCUCGCUACAAAGCUGAGCGUCGACGGCAGUUAUCAGAACGUUAUGGGAUCCUUCUUGACCAGGAACCUGAUAUGGAUUACACACCACGACACACGCGUGCCAACAGAGAAUCCUUGGACAAACAAGCUUUGCCUGAUGGGGGACAAGGUCAAAAACAGGAACAGUGGAGAGAGGAGAAGGAGAAAGGGCGUGACCGUAACGUCAACAGGUCAAGAUACAGCAGCUCAGGUGUUGGCCGGGUUACCAUGCCUGCUGAUGAUUCUGCCCCUCACACACAAAGAAGAAACACUUUCAGUUCUCGAGACAAGAAAAUGGAUACAGAGCUAGAGAGGGAAAGGGUCAACCUGGAGAACUACCGGAGAACUCCAGACAGCAACCGCCGAUCAUACCAACAAGAAGCUCCACCCACUGUGGAAAAGGGGCCAGCCCAACAGGCUAGAGGUGUUGCUGCAGUGCCUAGAUCCCCCAGGGCAGCCCGCCGUGCCUCAUUGCCCUCCGCACGCCAGGGAAUCUCCCCAGGAGAUCUGUUUAUUGAGCAGCAGGCACAAAACAUCCUCAGCCGACAGGGAAUACGAGGGAGAGAGAGACGGUCAAGGGAAAGCAGCUUAGGACGGACAUCUGAUUCAGGAUCAGAUGCAUUCUCAGUCCGACGUCUCCCUGUUGAUACUCCUUCACAUUUAGCCCCUCACUCUGAAUCUACAAUUCAGCUACAAACAUGGACUGCAGAACCCCUAGGCCAACAGCAGAAUUUGAAUACAGAAUCUUCCCAUUACUUUCGAGCACACAGUGCCGAACCACCAAGAUAUCAACGUGCACGGAGUAUAGAAUCAACUCGCCAUCAGCGUUUACUCUCAGGUGAACCUCAGUGUGCACCAAAUGUAGAACAUCUAAACUAUGAUCAGAGGCUUCAGGGACAUCCAAAUGCUAUGAGUUGCCAGCCAGACUAUACACAACUUUCACCCUAUUACAGGGACAUGCAACAGCCAACUCAGAUGCGUAGAAUUCCCCCACAGAUUCAUUCUAGAGACAGAGAUUUUCAACAAUUAAUUCCUGAGACUACAAAUGCCCCACAACCUGAACUUAAAUAUGUAGACCUCCAUCAACCAAUGCUUGUGGGCAAUGCUUCUCACCACCAACCUCUGUAUACGGUUGGACAUGUGUCUCAAUCAUUUGGACAGAUUCAGCCAGUUGUUUCUGGAUAUAAUCAUGGUCAGCCUCUUCCUUAUGAUCCCAAUGAAGAUCUGCACCCUAUCUAUGGCCAUCCUCAUCAUGGUCCUUCCUACUGGCCUAGCCAUCAACCUGCUCCAUUGAAUGGGAAUAUUGCACGUGCUUCACCCAGUCCUUCUGCAACUCAUGGGCCUCCAGACACUCAGGGGCAUGCAGACAUACCUAGGUUAACACCAAUUGGUAGAGAAGGUGUGGAAACCAAUCAAAGGGCCAGUGCUGAACAUAUUCCGCUUUUCCAAAGGGAAGGCAGAUCAGCUUCAAGAAAUGAUCCACUAUCAGAAAGCCUGCUGAAGAGCAGAAAAGCUGUAUUGCCUUCUGAAAUUCGCCGUCGGGAGAGAAGUGUAGAUGACACCAUGAACAGACAUGCUGAGGAAGUUUUGGAGGGUAGGAGAAGCAGGAGAAUCAGCCAGUCAGAAGAGAUUGAGCGAGGAGGCAGAGUGAGUGUUGAACAAUUAGAUGAGAGGGUAGAUAAGGGCAGAAGCAGGGGUGGCAACUUUGAGAUGAGAGAAGGGCAAGAUAUAAGGAGAGUCAGCCCACUGGGGGAGGAAGGAAGUAAAGGAGAAAACAGGAUCAGCCACAUGCAGAACAGAGCAGGUCAAGGUGAUGGGAAAAUUAGUGAGUCUCAAGAAAGACCUAGACUGAGCAGCAAAAAGAGAAUACAGGGAGAAAUGCAGGUUGGGUGUGAAAAGAUGGAAGGGAAAGAGAGAUGGGAUGAUAGAAAAAUAAGCAAGUUAGGUCAAGUUCAGCAUUACGGUAAAGGACAAAUUGAUAGCAUUAAUGGGAAGUCAGUGGAACAGUUACAGAUCUUUAAACAUGUUGAAGAUCCAUCUAGGCAGGUUGAAAACUGGGCUAGUAAAUCAGAUAUAGCACAAGGCCUUGACAAAAGGCUUACUCAAUUUGAGAUAAAAGAUGGACAAAGUAAAGGGAGAACUGCAACGUUUGAUAAGGUUCAGCUAAAUGAAAUAAGUAACUCGAAGGUUUAUGAUGUAGAAAAUGUUGAAGGUCAAAAGAUGAUCCAGAGCGAGAUGUUAGAAAUGCAGGGCAGACGAAGGAGGAUCAGCCAGCCAGAGGAUGGUGAAGCACAUCUCAGACACAGAAGGAUAAGCCAAUCCGAAGAUGAUUGGAAAGUAUGUAGAGUGCGUAGGAUCAGCCAGUCGGGUAAUAGGGAUAGCCAAGAUCAAACUGACCAAACAGGUGGCCAAAUGGAGGGAGACAGACGUAAGAAGAUAAAUCAUGACAUGCUAGAAGCUAUGGACACUACACCCACACAAGAGGGCAGUGACCCAUCUUUGCAUCAUAGACUGGGAGAAGGCUGUUACUUACAGAGCGGUUCCUCCAUCCCUCAGGCCCGCCACAGAAGAAGUAGGGAUGAUCUCAAGCCAAAAACCCGGACUCGAUCUUUGUCAGAUAUUGGAGUGGCUCAGCGAUCUGCAGCAAUGCGUUGUCUUGAUCGUGCUGCAAGUCGAGAAUCCAUUAUGCCAACAGGUGUGGGGCAUAAUGCCAGGGACACAGGAACCACCAAUGGUGAAGUAGGGGCUUUGGAUACAAGAGUUUCUGUGGCAAAGCUCAGGCAUUCCUAUCUAGAGAAUGCCUCAGGACGUAGGCCAGAAUUAAAUGAAUCUAAGAUCGAAACUGCUGCCCAGGAGACUGAGUCUGCAGAGAUUAUUGACCAAGAAAAGGGGCAACGCCGACCUAGAAGGUACAUCAACCCUGGUGAUGAUCGCAAGGCUUCUGAAAGGUUCAGAACCCAGCCAGUCACAUCAGCUGAAAGACUACAGUCUGAUAGGUCUCUGGAGUUACAUAAGGCAGAAGUAGAUGAAGAGAAGUUGGAUGAGCGUGCAAAGAUGAGUGUAGCAGCCAAGAGGUCCCUUUUCAGGGAGCUUGAGAAGACUUCAGAAAGUGGUGUUCCCAAACCUCGGUCCCGUAAUGCGGCAGUGGAGAGGAGACUCAGGCGCACACAGGACCGUUCCAGAACUCAGCCUGUUACCACAGAGGAAGUGGUCAUCGCUGCGACUUCUCCUGGUCCCCCCACCCAAAUCGUCACUGUUCAAACCACAGCCCCCAGGUUUCCCAGUCCCACAGUAGUCAGCACCACAGUGACUAACUUCAGCAUGCAGACUCCCUCAGCCCCUGACUUCGCUCCACAGGAGAAGGAGAAGGAAGUUCCACCAGAAGAUGUGAGAACCGGAGAAGGGACAGCGGCUGAGGAGCCUGACCUGUCGACACUGAGCCUGGCAGAAAAAAUGGCUCUGUUUAACCGCCUGUCUCAUCCUCCUGCCCAAAAAUCAGAGGGUGCAUGUGCAGAUUCACGUCCACGCAGGCAAAAUGCCCGGUUCCAAACCCAACCUAUCACCCAAGGGGAAGUAAAUCAGGAUCUUAUGCAGGCUGUAGAUCCAUCAGAUCAGACAGAUCCAUUUCCCAUGCCUGAUGGGUUUGUAGUACCACCCAAUGGCAAUCAACUGCAGAAUGGAGGUCGUCUGAAGUUGGAGCCUCUCUCUGCAUCGUUGGUCCGUUCUGUUGCAGCGGUCACCGCCCAGGCUUCUGUUGCCAUGGUGACAAGCCUAUCCAUGGCAAUCCCUGCAGAUGUUCACACAGAGACAUGUCCAGCCCUCUCUCGCACUCCUACUCCAGCAGCACCGCCCAGUCUGCUCUCAUCCAAUCAGUCACCACACGAUAAGCUUCCAGCAUAUGAGAGGGGUGUUCGAUAUUUCAGCCUAACUGAGAGUGGGGAAAACUGCCCCCCCGAGAUAUGCUCUCCACCCCCAUUAGAGGGGCUCAUCCAACCAGCACAAGGCAAGGGCUUGGCUGCUAGAGUACCAGCCAAUGAUCAGAAACAAGAGGAGGACCAUGGGUGUAGACUUCGUUUGGCAGAAAGCAGAGAACCCACACUCCCUCAUGUAUUUAAUCAGCGCACACAUACACACACUAUUACACACACACUCUCCCACACUCAUGGAGAGAGGGAGGCGGGGCUGACUAACCAGAAAGAGAGAGAGCAAGAGAGGGAGCAUGACAGAGUGAGGCAGCAAGACUGGGAGAGAGGGAAAGACAAGAUCCUCAUCUCACAAGGUUACCUUUUGCCAGACGCUGUUCAGACGGAGCACAGCAGAGUUGUUGCCUCAGAUGCUCCUGAGACCGGUCCCUCAGUGUGUACUGUGAGCACUGCAGUUGUUUCCCUCCAAAGCCCUUCACGCACUACGACUACUGCUCCACACACACUAACAUACCUGCAGCCCAGUCCUCCUCCUGUUUCACCUAAACCCCAGCCGAAGACGAUACAGCCACACUUCCAAAGCUCUUCUCACCGCUCCCCUCAAACCUCACCUCAGAUUUAUCCCAAACCCCAGUCAUACCUCCAGUCUCCUCCACCAACAGAAGCACAAAUUUACCCAGAAUUCCCUGGACAGAUACAAACCAAAGUAUCCACUCAGACAACCAACCCCACUCAGUCUUAUUCCUACAAUCCCCCACAGACUAAGGUCCCACCUCAGACGCAACCUAAGCCCCAGUACGUCAUACCAAAUCAAACCCAGUCUUCUCCUGUGGCCCACGAAGAACCAGAGACAAUGACGUCAAUGUCCAUUAAGGAGAGGUUAGCCUUGUUGAAAAAGAGUGGGGAAGAGGAUUGGAAGAACAGGAUGAACAAGAAACAAGAAGUCGUGCAGGAAGUGGCAUCAAUGAGCAACCAAAUAUGGGAGGAGCAAGGCUUCAAGAAGAAGGAAGAAAGGGCUGUUAUUGAGGAGUUUGCCUCAUCUGAGAUGGUUUGGGAGCCUGUUUUUGCUUCCACCUAUUCCCCUCCUCCUUUCCAUUCCACCCAAAAAUGUCAGCCGGUAGACCAACCAUGCCAGAGGCUGGCAGAAGGAGUAGAGGGACAGAUGUCCAUCGAAGAGCGGAAGCAGAUGAUCUCUACAAGAGAGGAGGCAUGGCAAAGCACCGGAAAGGGUGUGGCAAAUGACUCUGGCCAGUACACUGUGGCUGCUCGGAUGGUGAAGAAAGGUCUGGCUGCAUCCUCUGCAGUGAUCAGUCCCAUUCUGUCUCCAGUCUCUGCAAAGCUAAAGAAUGGUGUACCAGCUAUCUCUAAACCACAGGAGGAGAUUGAGGUCACAGCAGAUAUGGAAUCCGACAAGAAACUGGAUAAGCUGGAGACGUUUUUGGGGCAUUUGAACAGUAAAGUGACUAGUUUGCAGGAGACGACUCUCACAGUGACCGAGAAGGCUGUGAAAGAAGUAAUGAGACUGGACGAUGAAAUCUUCUCGAAGUUCUAUCGCCGUGUGGCAGACAUCCCACGCAGCAUGCCGAGAGUGCCCAUCGAUGAUGAUUUUGAUGCCAUAUUUGGAAAACAUACACCAAAGCUGGCAUCAGCAAUGGUGCACCACAAGAGGGCUAUACGUCCUUCACGUAACGUUCAGGCAUCACGUAACCCGCUGAAGAUUCUGGCAGCACGUCAGGACAUCAGACAUGAGUACACUGAACAGAGACUCAAUAUUGGCAUUCUGGAAAGCAAGAGGAUCAAACAGGAGAAAAUGAGUCAGAGCUCCAGUAUUUCAGAUGCUGCUCUAGCUGGUUUGGCUAGUAAGGAGAACUACAGCAGUGUGAGUUUGCGCAGUGUCAGCAUUUCUGAGCAGGUGACCAACAACAGUGCUGCUCCAUACAAAAAACUCAUGCUCAUGCAAGUCAAAGGUCGCAGACAUGUCCAGACAAGACUAGUGGAGCCCAGAGUCUCAUCUUUGAACAGUGGUGACUGUUUUCUACUGGUUACGCCUGAGCACUGCUUCGUUUGGAUUGGAGAGUUUGCAAAUGUCAUAGAGAGAGCAAAGGCAUCAGAGCUGGCUAGUUUUAUACAGCUGAACCAUGACCUAGGUUGCCGGGCAACGCAAGUGGAGACCAUUGAGGAGGGGGUGAACUUUGAAAGCCCUGCUGCAGCGGAGUUUUGGAAAAUUUUAGGAGGACAAGCCAGCUACCAGCCGGCUGGUACACCAGAAGAAGACGAGUUUUUUGAGAAUGCGAUCGUAGAGACUAAUUGCAUCUUUCGUCUGGUGGAUGAUAAGCUGCUUCCUGAUGAUGAUUUCUGGGGAAGAGUUCCUCGUUGCUCACUUUUGGGAUCCAAAGAGGUGCUGGUGUUUGAUUUUGGCAGUGAGGUGUAUGUAUGGCAUGGUAAAGAAGUCACUCUGGCACAGAGAAAGGUGGCCUUCCAACUGGCCAAGCAUCUGUGGAAUGGCACCUUUGACUACACUAACUGUGACAUUAACCCACUCGACCCAGGAGGAUGCAAUUCACUCAUACCCAGGAAUGGCCAAGGUCGUCCAGACUGGGCGAUAUUCGGCAGAUUGACUGAACACAACGAGACAUCUUUGUUCAAAGAGAAGUUUCUGGACUGGAGAGAUGCUGCUGAGUCACUACCAAAGAGCAGCAGUGAACAUUCCUUCGAGCAGAAGCUCUCUCAGGGUACACCCUCUCGCUUGGAGAGUGUUGCAUAUGACGUGGGGCUGAUGCUCCCGGUGCUUCAGUCCCCUAUAAGCAUGGUUCUGGAAGGGCAGGAUGUUGGUCGUGGUCAUGGCCCUGUGGAUAGUGGAUGUUCUGAAGAUCAUCUGCGCUCUCUGGAGAUUAGCACAAUCAGUGUGGAUGUCUGGCACAUCCUGGAAUUCGACUACAGCCGCCUACCCAAGCAGAGCAUUGGGCAGUUUCAUGAGGGAGAUGCCUAUGUAGUGAAAUGGAAGUACAUGGUGAGCGUAGCAGUGGGCAACAGGCAGAAGCCCGAGCAGGUUCGCAGUGCUGGUCCAGGGCGAGAGAAGUGCUGCUAUUUUUUCUGGCAAGGCAGGAACUCAACAGUCAGUGAAAAAGGAACCUCUGCAUUGAUGACCAUUGAGCUGGAUGAGGAGAGAGGAGCACAGGUGCAGGUGCAGCAGGGCAAAGAGCCUCCGUGCUUCCUGCAGUGCUUUAAUGGCGGCAUGAUCGUGCAUUGUGGGAAGAGGGAGGAAGAGGAAGAGAACAUUCAGAGUGAAUGGCGUUUGUACUGUGUUCGUGGAGAGUUGCCAGUAGAGGGCCAUCUGCUGGAGGUAGCAUGUCACUGCAGUAGUCUGCGCUCUCGGACUUCCAUGAUUCUGCUCAACAUUAACAAAGCCCUGAUCUACCUAUGGCAUGGCUGUAAGACACAAACACACACCCGUGAAGUGGCGAGAACCGCUGCUGACAAGAUCAAAGAACAGCGACCACUGGAGGCUGGUUUGCACAGCAGUUGCAGUGUGACCAUCCAUGAGUGCGAAGAAGGGAUGGAGACUAUCGAAUUCUGGGAGGCGUUAGGCAGAAAGGAUCGUAAGGCUUAUGACUGCAUGCUCCAAGAUCCAGGAAAGUUUAACUUCACACCACGCCUCUUCCAGUUAACUAGUUCAUCAGGUGAGUUUGUGGCUCAGGAGUUCUUCUACCCGUCCAGAACUCCAGACCUGGUCAGCGCGUUCCCCUUCCUCCAGGAAGACCUGUACUCUGCACCACAGCCUGCUCUGUUCCUGGUGGAUAACUAUCAUGAGGUUUACCUGUGGCAGGGGUGGUGGCCACAGGACACAGAAACACCCGGCUCAGCCCGGAUCCGCUGGGAUGCUGACAGAAAAUGCGCCAUGGAAACAGUACUCCGUUACUGCAGAGAAAAGAAUGAGCAGAAUCCUCAAAAGUCGUAUUUGAUCCAUGCUGGACUGGAGCCUCUUACUUUUACUAACAUGUUCCCGAGCUGGGAGCACCGUGAGGACAUUGCAGAGCUCAUGGAACAGGAGGCAGAGAUGUGUAACCAGAUUACUCUGGUGGAGGAUGUUCUGGCUCGUCUUUGUCAAAGCACUUAUCCUCUUGCAGCACUGCAGACUCGGCCCCUUCCACACGGUGUAGACCCCUUGCGCCUCGAAAUCUACCUAUCAGAUGAGGACUUUGAGAAAGCCCUGGAAAUGAAGAGAGAGGAGUAUGAAGCCUUACCUGGGUGGAAGCAAGUCAACCUUAAAAAAGCCAAAGGACUCUUUUAAUUGCCUCUCAAUAGUGAUGUUGACCAUGCUCUGUUUCUGUCACAGCUCUGGUUGUGUGCCCUUGUGUACUAUGACCUCAGCUUGUCAUUAAAAUCUGAUGUUGGCGAGUGACAACAAGAUGAUGUGGAUCAUGCCAAAUGUCACAUUAGGUUUAACAGUGUUUACCUGCUGUGGUGUCUGUCUCUGAUGUUGACGUGUUUUGUUUCUAUGCACUUUCAACAGUCACCACUGUGUGUCAUCACUUUUCUAUGAACUGUGCUGUGCAGUAAGUUUCUGUACCAUCUUUGACAACAGCUGUUCUAUUCUCUUCUUCUUAUUAAAGUAAAGGUAAUCCAGUCUGGUUUUUUCUGUCUUCCCAACUUUUUCUGGGAUAGUUCUGUGUGCUUGAGGAAAAUGUAGCCUAAUUUGUAGCAAGGGAGUUUACUCUCUUCAAUUUUUUUCAAGUUGCUCUUAUAUUUUCCAUCUUCAGUGGAGUUAACCAGUAUUUAAGAUACUUUUACUGUGUGAACGAACUUUGGCUGUUGUCAGGUGAUCUCUUGCAUUUGCUUGUACUUGUUAAAACACUAUGAAAUAUGUGAGGCGAGUUAAAAGAUGAAUUAACAAAUGAAACACUGUAAAUGUACAGCAUAGUGCCUUGCUUUUGUGUACAGUUUAUAUACAGAAUGGACUCUAGUCUGUAUUUCAGAGACUUACUUUGUGAUAAAGGCAAUGGUAAUAAAGCAUAUUUACACUUAUCACCAUAA